GGGACCUUUGACCAACUCAAUUGAUCUGGACUCCUGAGCAGGCACUUGGACCAUCGGACAGACGCCAUGAGAGAUCUGCUAUUCCUGGGGUCCCUGCUGGUGAACCUGGAUUCAGCGCUGCUGACUCCACACUGGCGAGCCCACAAGGAGCAUAAGCAGGUAGCGGGUGAGCCCACAGUGGUUCUCACUGUCACUGGGGAACCCUGCCACUUCCCCUUCCAGUAUCACCGGCAGCUGUACCACAAAUGCAUCCACAGGGGCCGGCGUGGCCCCCGGCCCUGGUGUGCGAUCACCCCCAACUUUGAGCAGGAUCAGCGAUGGGCAUACUGCCUGGAGCCCAAGCAAGUGAAAGACCAUUGCAGCAAACACAGCCCCUGCCAAAACGAAGGGACCUGUGUGAACAUGCCAGGCGGCCCACACUGCAUCUGUCCUGAGCACUUCACCGGCAGGCACUGCCAGAGAGAGAAAUGUUUUGAGCCUCAGCUUCUCCAGUUCUUCCACGAGAAUGAAGUAUGGCACAGAGCGGCGGCAGCAGGUGUGGUCAAAUGUCAGUGCAAGGGCCGGGGUGCCCAGUGCAAGCCACUGCUCAGCCAGGUCUGCCAGACCAACCCGUGCCUCAACGGGGCGCGCUGCCUAGAGGCAGAGGGGCACCGCCUGUGUCACUGCCCUUCAGGCUAUGCCGGACCCUUCUGCGAAGUGGACCUUGAGGCGAAAUGCUACGACGGCCGAGGGCUCAGCUACCGCGGCACGGCCGGAACUACGCUCUCGGGCGCGCAGUGCCAGCCGUGGGCCUCGGAGGCCACCUACUGGAACGUGACUGCAGAGCAAGCGCUGGACUGGGGCCUGGGCGACCACGCCUUUUGCCGGAACCCAGGAAAUGACACCCGCCCUUGGUGCUUCGUGUUCAGCGGCGACCGGUUAAGUUGGGAAUACUGCCGUUUGGCACCGUGCCAGGCCCCAGCCCAGAGGACGCCUCAGGUUUGGAUUCAGGCGCAGGACUCGGGACCUCAGGACUUCCCCUUGCCUCCGCCUUUGGUCCUGCAGGAGCCUCAGCCCACGAGCCAGAGCCCGCCGCGGUCCCCGACCCCAGGUAGCUGGGAGGCGGUGGGAAUCCGAAAGGAGAGACCGAUUAGCCUGACCAAGACCGGCAAGGAGGACCAGGUCGGCUGCGGACAGCGGCUCCGGAAACGGCUGUCCUCGCGGAGCCGCAUCGUCGGGGGCCUGGUGGCGCUCCCCGGGGCGCACCCCUACAUCGCGGCGCUGUACUGGGGAGAAAAUUUCUGCGCGGGCAGCCUCAUCGCCCCCUGCUGGGUGCUGACCGCGGCUCAUUGCUUGCAGAAUCGGCCAGAGCCCGAGGAGCUGACAGUAGUGCUGGGCCAGGACCGCCAUAACCAGAGCUGUGAGCAGUGCCAGACACUGGCCGUGCGCACCUACUACCUGCACGAGGGUUUCUUGGCCACUACCUACCAGCAUGACCUGGCACUGCUGCGCCUGCAGGAGAGAGCUGACGGCAGCUGCGCGCUCCUGUCGCCCUACGUUCAACCCGUGUGCCUGCCAAGUGGUGCCACCCGCCCCACUGAAGCCCGGGAUACGCUCUGCGAGGUCGCCGGCUGGGGUCACCAGUUUGAGGGGGCAAAGGAAUAUUCCACCUUCCUGCAGGAGGCGCAGGUGCCUAUCCUCUCUCAGGAGAUCUGCUCUGCCCCCUACGUGCAUGGCUCUGCCUUUAUCCCUGGCAUGCUCUGCGCUGGCUUCCUGGAGGGCGGCACUGAUGCAUGCCAGGGUGAUUCCGGGGGUCCGCUGGUGUGUGAAGAGGAGGCCACAGGGCACCAGCUUAUCCUGCGAGGCGUUGUCAGCUGGGGUUCGGGGUGUGGUGAUCACCAUAAACCAGGUGUCUACACUGAUGUGUCCAACUACCUGGACUGGAUCCAGCAGCAUACCACCUCCUGACUGCCCAGGGACUUCUCUUUUCCUCCUGUGCAACUCUGGAAUGGGAGGGUGACUGGGGCAUGAUCGCAGAAGGCAAGGAUGGUGUUCCCUCUUCCUCCACUCUCCAGUACUGCCAGCCCAGUGCCAGGCACCAUGUAUGUACUCAAUAA
This is a messenger RNA of Talpa occidentalis (Iberian mole), 2096 nucleotides long. It is a transcript of the gene F12, whose product is annotated as coagulation factor XII. Gene Ontology annotation, biological process: zymogen activation; blood coagulation. The record is from RefSeq and is a predicted model, not a curated record. Lineage: Eukaryota; Metazoa; Chordata; Mammalia; Eulipotyphla; Talpidae. Gene Ontology annotation, cellular component: rough endoplasmic reticulum; extracellular region. Gene Ontology annotation, molecular function: calcium ion binding; serine-type endopeptidase activity. Bases 67 to 1947 code for a protein of 626 amino acids. The transcript has 14 exons.